Archocentrus centrarchus (flier cichlid) is the source of this 2048-nucleotide messenger RNA. RefSeq names its product Pim-2 proto-oncogene, serine/threonine kinase (gene pim2). Gene Ontology annotation, cellular component: cytoplasm. Lineage: Eukaryota; Metazoa; Chordata; Actinopteri; Cichliformes; Cichlidae. Gene Ontology annotation, biological process: negative regulation of apoptotic process; protein autophosphorylation. Bases 268 to 1203 code for a protein of 311 amino acids. The transcript is spliced from 7 exons. Gene Ontology annotation, molecular function: ATP binding; protein serine/threonine kinase activity. The record is from RefSeq and is a predicted model, not a curated record.
CCGGAGGGCGUCAGUUAGCAAGCAGGGUCUUUAAAUCUACGAACGCGUUUUACUCACAGAAACAGGAAAAAUCAUUUUAACUAUUUUCUUUACUGUUUUGGGUUUUUCUUUUUGCUUUACCUGGAUUUUUAAAGCAUAAAGCAGGAAGGAGUCGUAAGAAGACGGCAACGUUAGUCGAUUAAAACGAAAAACAACUGAUUUGAAGAGGUUUUUCGCCAACAGGAGUAUGGAUUUUACUAGCUUCAACUAAACGGAAAACUUUACAAAAUGUUGGAUAAGAGAGCCGUGGAGUUUGACCUGGAGGGAGAGGUCCGAGGGAAGAACGUGAAGGAGCCCUUCCUCAGUCAGUAUCGCUGCGGUCCUCUGCUCGGCAGCGGCGGCUUCGGCUCCGUGUUUUCAGGCCAGAGGCUCUCUGAUGGACUACAGGUUGCCAUCAAACAGAUCUCUACUGACAGAGUUCAGAAGUGGACCAGACUGCCAGAUGAGGUCAACCCCGUUCCCAUGGAGAUUGCUCUGCUGCAGCAGCUGUCAGAGGACGGGGGCCACCCUGGGGUCAUCCGCAUGCUGGACUGGUUCGAGGUGGAGGGGCGGGGCUUCCUGCUGGUGAUGGAGAGACCGCCGCACUGCCAGGAUUUGUUCGACUUCAUCACAGAAAGAGGAGCGCUUUCCGAAAGCCUCGCGCUCAGGAUUUUCCGUCAGGUCGUCGAGGCGGUGCGAUUCAUUCACUCCCGUGGCGUCGUGCACCUGGACAUCAAAGAUGAGAACAUAGUGGUUGACACGAGGACGAUGGACAUCAAGAUCAUAGACUUUGGGUCGGGAGCGCUGCUGAAGGAGACGCUCUACAGAGAGUUCCAAGGGACCCGGGUCUACAGCCCUCCUGAGUGGAUCGCGGCUCAGUGCUACAAGGCCGUCCCCCUCACCGUCUGGUCUCUGGGAGUUCUGCUCUUCGACAUGGUCUGCGGCGACAUCCCCUUUGAACACGACGUGGAGAUUUACAGGGCCACGCCCAGUUUCACCAGACGGGUCUCUAAAGGAUGCCAGUCUCUGAUUCGCUGGUGCCUCUCCUUCCAGGCUGAGGAGCGUCCCACUCUGGAGGAGAUCUUGUUGCACCCGUGGAUGAAGGCAGGAAAGGACAAAGAGGAGGAGGAGGAGAGGGGAGACCUGCAGGAGGAACACAGCUCCCUGCCCAGCCAGUCCCUGUGAAGGAGUGGGACUCUGGACUUAGAGGCACAGAUCCAGAUCUGUUUCCUGUUUCUCACAUUAAACGUGGCGGCACACUCGUCGGCGGAUGUUAUUUAUAUCUGCUAUUUAUUGAUUAUUUAUUUUGGUUCUGCGUCCAUCCCGGCUGUUUCAGAUCUGACUUUUAAAGAGACAGUUUGGAUGGACAGUCGGCUCCCCCUACAGGACGGAAGUUACAUGACAUGAAGUAAUCACAACACAAACGCUGCCAUGGUCGAAGUCCUUGAUCUGCAGCUCUUCUGAUAAUCUUUCGGGUCAUUUGAAGGGACUCGGAGGACGACAAACACUGACUAUUUUAUUAUAUUUAUUUUUGUCACGUGGCACAGAAGAAAUUCGACACGACCACCUGCUGUUACUUUAGACACUGUGAAGCUGAUUUUUUUUUUUUUUUUUUUUUGAAGGUUGUGGAGUUUGUUCUGCCUCAUGUUUGAUCUUAACACUGUUUUUGGUUUUUUUGUAACCAAUACCUGUGACCUUUGACCCCCCCCCCCCCCCCCCCGCAGUCACACACUGUCAUGUGUCGACUGAGUUUUAAAAAAGACAAAAAUAAUGAGUCACAUGCUGAGUUUCAGGUUCGAUUGUCAGUAAAGUUAAAAUUCUUUGUUUUUAAUCUGAAGGUGGUUUCACGGUGGGGAUUUUUUUUUUCUUCGUUCCCCCACGUCCUGUUUUUUUUGGACGUGCCUCCUCCGUAGAUACUUGUGUAUUGUUCAGUUUUUCUACAGUGAAAGUGGCUCCUCGGGUCACUUGAUUCAGUUUAUUUACAUUAAAUAGAAAUUUUGGAUCAAAACAGAAAUGAUCUAAUGUUUGAA